Molecule: messenger RNA, 1719 nt
Organism: Seminavis robusta
Lineage: Eukaryota; Bacillariophyta; Bacillariophyceae; Naviculales; Naviculaceae
Source: the annotation of a GenBank genome assembly
AUGUUUCCAUUCACCGAAAAUCGUGUAUUUCAGGCUCUCCAAGGAGCAGGAGGUCCCCCCCUGAAUGUUGCAGGCGCAUCAAACAACAACACCCACAAAAACCGCCAGCCCUUCACUGAUGCCACCUUUGGUGGCCAACAAGGACGCGCAUCUGUCCCGAUCGAUGUUGACUUGACACACGCGACUCAAGCAAACGACUUUGACGACCCCGCUGCAGACGCAUUGGAAGCCGCCAUCAAACGAGGAACGGCUCAAUCACUGGAAAUGGCUAGCAAUGUUGCGGUCGCAUCGGACCAGAGCAACCACCACCACCAGAGCAGCAACAGUGAUGUCGCUAGCAACAACCUUUCCAGCAACAAUACCCCGAUGGAGUCAGCUCUUUCGAACUUGUUGGGAAGCCAGGACGCAAACAACCCAAUGCAGCAGAUAUCUCUUCCGCAGCCACCACCACCAGCACAACAGCAGUCACAAGACGUGUCCCAGGAUCAGCAGCAGCAGCAGCCCCAACAACAGCAGAAUUUUUCGCUCAGUUUGGACAACAUCCAGCUACUUCGUACACUUCAGCAACUGGGAGUUCGCUUGCCACCGGCUGCAGCUCUUCCUCAAGACCCUCUCACGGCGCUGAUUGCGUCGCAGCUCCCUUGUGCGAGCGAUUCAGAAAAUGCCAGUAAAAAGGACUUGAAGAAGAAGAAAGGGGACGGCCUCGAAGAGGACUCAUUUUAUGCCAUCCCGAAGUUGCCAAAAGACCGACCGUUGCCUCCAAUGGAAGAGGGCGACACAGUUCAUUGGGCGAAACGCUUCAUUGUGCCGCUGGCCAUUGAAGAAGAUUCCAAUUGGUUGUCGGAGCGACAGUGUUUCAUUCGGGCUGAGCUCCUUGAGGUCGUGAGGGCAAGUCAUCAAGAUGUGUUGGUGCGAAGCUCAUCCAAGAGCGUCUCCUACCAACAACUUGGAAUACGUUGCCGAUACUGUGCACAUUUGCAUCCCAAUUCGCGGGCCAUCCGGUCCAGUGCUUUUCCCUCUAGUAUUCGGCAAAUGUACCAGUCCUUCACGAUGAUGGUUCGCGACCAUUGGCAAGGUUGUAACGCAAUGCCGCCAAUGCUCAAGAAAAGGUUCGUGGCCUAUCAAGAGAACAAGAUCCCCAGUAGCUCUCUGUCGCGCGAGUACUGGGCAUAUGCCGCCGAAAAGAUUGGCAUGAUCAACACAGACUAUGGCAUCACAAUCACAGAAGAGUCCUUGGCCGCGGCAAAUGCCAUGAACACCUUUGGAACGACACCAGAACACAUAGGCGCAAUGCAGGCCGAAGGUCGCGAGAGCAUAAUGUUGGUUCGUUCCAGUGAUCAGCGCACACUUUCGCCCUAUCUAUACCUCCUCAUGAACCAAGUCGAAGAAUGCUACUUGUUGGAACCGGAACGAGUUGGGAAACGUAAGGAAGCGCCAGUCGGAUUGACGGGGUUUGGCUGCAAGUACUGUAUCAAGGCAGGACGCCUUGGGUUUUGCCGCGUGUUUCCGCUCAACAAGCGCAGCAUGCCCAUGAAAGUUAACGAUAUUUAUCAGCACUUUCAGCGCUGUCCUUUGACGCCAGCAGACAUGCGAAACACGCUUCGUGAAUUGAAGCGAGCAGCGACCAAGCCUCCACUCAACGACCGGGAUCGUGAAUUCGUGGAUCAACUGUGGAUGAAGUUGGGGCGAACGGGCUCUCAGAUUACACCCACAGGUUGA